Molecule: messenger RNA, 1175 nt
Organism: Achroia grisella
Lineage: Eukaryota; Metazoa; Arthropoda; Insecta; Lepidoptera; Pyralidae
Product: resuscitation-promoting factor RpfA-like
Exons: 2
Coding region: 30-1094 (354 amino acids)
Source: RefSeq, a predicted model, not a curated record
UUGCGUUUUACUCGUUCAUAAACAGCAAUAUGAAGUUAUUAAUAACACUAGCUCUUUUGGCCGUGGCCUCAGCUAUUCCCCAACCGUUGCAUCUGCAGCCACCAUCACCAGCAUUUGUACAAAAUGUUGCUGUAGAAAGUGCUGAUGUCCCAGAAUCAAUAAGCCUGCCUCUAGCAGCUUCACCUGCAGUUCAUCCCGUGAAAUUUGUAGAUUCUCCCUUGGAAGUUGCAGCAUCACCACAAAUUGUACAAAAUAUUGCUGUAGAAAGUGAUGACGUGCCAGCGCCAAUAAGCCUGCCUCUAGCAGCUUCACCUGCAGUUCAUGCCGUGCAAUUUGUAGAUUCUCCCUUGGAGGUUGUAGCAUCACCAAAAAUUGUACAAAAUAUUGCUGAAGAAAGUGAUGAUGUCCCAGCACCAAUAAACCUGCCUCUCGCAGCUUUACCUUCAGUUCACCCCGUGCAAUUUGUAGAUUCUCCCGUGGAAGCUGCACCAGCAGUAGCUUUUGAAAAGAUUGACUUGUUGCCUCUCAUUAUACCCAGUGAAGUAAUGGAAAGCAUCGCUGCCCUCGCCGCGGGUAAUAGUGAUGUUCCUGCAUCAAUAACUCUGCCACUUGCACCUUCGCCUUCAAUUGAGGACAUCCAAGGUUCCCCAUCAGAGGCCGCUGAAGAAGUGUUCGCAGUUAAAUUUGUAGACUCACCUGUAGAAGCUCCUGUAGACCCUGUAAAAUUUGUUGAUGAGGCAGUAAAUGUACAGGAGAACCCAUCCGAAUUAGAAAGUGUCAAAGUAGUCGACCUGGCAAUUAAUGAGGAAACCCAAAACAGUGUCAACAUUGUGGACACACCAGCUGAAAGCCCACGUUACCCCGGUAAGCAAUAUGCCAACCCUACAUGGCGUGAAGCUAAAGAAUCAAUUGAUGUUCCUGCAUUAUUUGCAAGAGUUGCUGAACAGGCAAAAAAUGUAAUUGGAGACUUCGUCCCGUCUCAAUUGCUCGAAAGAGUCAAAGUUGAAAUUUCGAAUGCUGUAAAUGUUGCGGAGCAACCAGCUGAGAGCCCACUUUUACCUGUCAAACAAUACGCCGACCCUACAUGGCGAUAAUUUAAAAACGAAAAACAGAUCAAAAAAUCAUUUGUAUAUAUUUGGUUAGUUGAAUUGUUUGUAAAUAAAUGUGAUACCCAA